AUGUUAUUCUUCCGCACCAGAACAACUGCGCGCACGCCCGAGAUGGUCCGUCGUGAAACUAAGAGUGAUAUGUCUAUCGGGCAUAAGAUCGACAUAUUGCUCGGACAAAACGGCAAACCUUGUCAAGAGUCUUCUCUCGAGCCCUGCUGUAUUUGCCUAGAACACGGUCCAGACUUCGUGCUACGUUGUGGUCACUCUUUUCACCGAGAGUGCCUUGAAGAAUGGCUCACU
Molecule: messenger RNA, 231 nt
Organism: Perkinsus marinus ATCC 50983
Lineage: Eukaryota; Perkinsozoa; Perkinsida; Perkinsidae
Exons: 1
Source: RefSeq, a predicted model, not a curated record